Messenger RNA from Coregonus sp. 'balchen', 13966 nucleotides. Lineage: Eukaryota; Metazoa; Chordata; Actinopteri; Salmoniformes; Salmonidae. The record is from the annotation of a GenBank genome assembly.
AUGAGUAUCCAGGUGUAUCCAUCCCCCUACCUCCACAGUCAUCUCAUAUGACAGCUUCGGCCUCUUCUUCAGUUUCUUCUCCAGGUAGCUGUUAGCCUCUGUCUGCUUGGCCCCCACGCUGGUGGCCCUGAAGCCACAGAAGUAGCCUGCCGGGUCACACUUAUACAGCAUGGGACCCAUCUGGGGGUCCAUGGCCACCAAGAUCAUACCUGGAGACAUGGGGAGGAGAAGGUUUUGGGUCUGAGUCCUCUGUGUGGGAGUUAGGACUCACCUACUGCACUUACAGAGUUGUUCAAUCACUUUAGUGCCAUUUUCACAACUCUAAGCACAAAAAUCUAAACAGAUCAUCAAAAUGGCUAAUGUGUCAAAACUCUAAGCACAUUUUCAGUUGACUGAGUGCAACUAAUAAAUUCACAGUCUUUUGUUCACUGCACCAAAUCACUCUUUCAAUUUGGAUACAUAUUCUAUCUACAAAACAAAAAUAUAAACACAACAUGUAAAAUGUUGAUCACUUGUUUCAUGAGCUGAAAUAAAAGAUCCCAGAAAUGUUCCAUACAAAAAAGCUUAUUUCUCUCAAAUUUUGUGAACAAAUUUGUUUACAUCCCUGUUAGAGAGCAUUUCUCUUUUGCCAAGAUAAUCCAUUCACCUGACAGGUGUGGCAUAUUAAGAAGCUGAUUAAACAGCAUGAUUAUUACACAGGUGCACCUUGUGCUGGCGAUAAUAAAAGGCCACUCUAAAAUGUGCAGUUUUGUCUGACAACACAAUAAUACAGAUGUCUCAAGUUUUUAGGGAGCAUGCAAUUGGCAUGCUGACUGCAGGAAUGUCCACCAGAGCUGUUGCCAGAGAAUGUAAUGUUCAUUUCUCUACCAUAAGCCGCCUCCAACGUUGUUUUAGGGAAUUUGGCAGUACGUCCAACCAGCCUCACAACCGCAGACUACGUGUAUGGCGUCAUGUGGGCGAGCGGUUUGCUGAUGUCAAUGUUGUGAACAGAGUGCCCCAUGCUGGCAGUGGGGUUAUGGUAUGGUCAGGUAUAAGCUACGGACAACGAACACAAUUGCAUUUUAUCGAUGCCAAUUUGAAUGCACAGACAUACUGUGACGAAAUCCUGAAGCCCAUUGUCGUGCCAUUUAUCUGCCGCCCUGACCUCAUGUGUCAGCAAGAUAAUGCACGGCCCCAUGAUGCAAGGAUCUGUACACAAUUCCUGGAAGCUGAAAAUGUCCCAGUUCUUCCAUGGCCUGCAUACUCACCAGACAUGUCACCCAUUGGGAAUGUUUGGGAUGCUCUGGAUUGACGUGUAUGACAGCAUGUUCCAGUUCCCGCCAAUAUCCAGCAACUUCGCACACCCAUUGAAGAGGAGUGGGACAACAUUCCACAGGCCACAAUCAACAGCCUGAUCAACUCUAUGCGAAGGAGAUGUGUCGCACUGCAUGAGGCAAAUGAUGGUCACACCAGAUACUGACAGGUUUUCUGAUCCAUGCCCCUACCUGUAUUUUUAAGGCGUCUGUGACCAACAGAUGCAUAUCUGUGUUCCCAGUCAUAUGAAAUCCAUAGAUUAGGGCCUAACAAAUUGAUUUCAAUUGACUGAUUUCCUUAUAUGAACUGUAACUCAGUAAGAUUUUGAAAUUGUUGCAUUUUCCGUUUAUAUUUUGGUUCAGUAUAAGUAUCUGCGUUUCAAAAUGCAAUAUUCACAUUACUUUUUUUAUGAUUUUCUUGUCAUUUGUUAAAAAUACAAUUAACUAUUUCUUAAUCAAACUGCUCAAAACGGAUAACUACUGAACCAAAAUGAUGUAGUGCCUAGGUAAUGUGCGGUGCAUUCAGAAAGUAUUCAGACCCCUUCCCUUUUUCCACAUUUUGUUACGUUACAGCCUUAUUCUAAAAUUGAUUAAAUUAUAUAUUUUCCUGUAUCAAAUACUUGUUCUCCCCACUGUAUAUUUAAGCAAUAAUGCCCGAGGAGAUGGGGUAUAUGGCCAAUAUACCACAGCUAAGGGCUGUUCUUACGCACGACGCAACGCGAAGUGCCUGGAUACAAUCAUUAGCCAGGGUAUAUUGGCCAUAUACCACAAACCCCUGAGGUGCCUUAUUGCUAUUAUAAACUGGUUACCAACGUAAUUAGACCAGUAAAUAGUACUUUUUUGUCAUACCCAUGGUAUACGGUCUGAUAUACCACAGCUUUCAGCCAAUCACCAUUCAGGGCUCGAACCACCCGGUUUAUCAAACAAUAUAUUCCACUCAUUAUCUGAAUUUUAUUGAUACACUGUUAGAUGAUGAAUUUCAAGCAGAGAGACAGGCGAUACUGUUUCAGUUGACAAGUCACGUAGAAAAGGUGAUCUUGUACAAUGUUGCAUGGGGCAGAAAUGGCUUCCAACACUGUGCUAUGUUUUUGCAGUAGCCAACUGUUUUACAAUACCCCGAUUUUUUGUCCUACUAAUGUACUGUAAAAAGAUAAUGGAACCGUAAGACUGACAUAUUUCUCAACAUGCUCACAACCUGCCAUUGGAUACAAAUGAUAAAAUAAUUGUGCAUGUCAAGUUAUAGUCAAAUACUGUAUGGAAAAUGAUAUUCACCAUCUACUACUCUUUCUAUUGACACUUCAGAAAUACACAUUUUGAAAUGUUUAUCUUGUAUUUUUUUCUAUUGGAAUAAAUGGUAGUUAAAAUUACUAAAUGGUGAGCCUAUCAUUAUCUGAUGUAUUGGUGACUAAACAAAAUGUUCUCAGGGUAUUUCACAUAAAACUUUGAUUCUGCAUGAAAUACUCAUGGGUGAAAGUUGUGUGAAACCCCAAUGAAUGCACAAUCAAAGGUUCUGAACCUAAGAUAGGAGGGCAUUACAUGUGUUAUCAGUUUAGAGUUUUGUAAAUAUACCACUUACAUUUGAAAAAUGCGGCAAAGUGAUUGAAAAAAACGGUAUUACUGGGCAAUCAGGGAGAGGAAAAAAGGGUGUAUAGAGUGAGAGGUAUUGAAAGAAAGGAGGUAGACAGUGGAUUAAUGGUAAGGGAGAGAGGGAGUGAAUCAAUGGAGAGGAAGAGGACAGAGAGACAUGGUGACAGGAGGACAGGGGUACACCACUCACAGCAUCCCAAAGGUCUCAUCUCAGCGUUCUGUGUGUAGACCUGGGAGAUGUCCGCCAUUCUCCGACACAACAUGUCUGCUGUGAUGUCAUAGCCAAACUUGUACUUCCAUUCGGCGGCCUCCACUCGUGCCCUGUGGACCUGGGAUCGACUGUCCGCUGAGGGGGAGAGGAAGAGAGAGUAAAAGGAUGUGUGUGUGUGUGUGUGUGUGUGAUGUGAGAUGUCGUCUGUGCCAUUAUACACACCAUUGUGUCCUGUCAUCACACAUCCAAUGCGUGGGGUAAGUGGGUACAUGUUGGUCAGAGUGGCAGAAUCCAGCAGCUUGUCCUGUGUUAUAAUGACAGGGUCACAUAUAUACAUAUAGUAGAUGAUACCUCAUUGUUGUUAGGAAUAUUGGUUCCACAAUAUAAGCUUUCCUUGGACAAGCUUUAACAAAUCAGUGGCGUGUGCCCUGUCAGCAGAAAUGCUUGAGACACCACUCUGUCAUGCUUCACUGUUCAUGACUGACUCUUUCUCUAAAGCCAGAUAUCAACAUUAUUUUUCUAAUUUGGAUGAAGUCAAAGAAAACUAAGACAGAAGCUCCUGGUACAUGGAGAUGUAGCUAAGGACCGAAGCUGAAUAUCUUACCGGCACUUUCUUCUGUGUGACCACCACAGCACAGUCUGUCCCCCGCACGCCCAGUGAUGUCAACCCACCCUGGGCGAUUGCUUUGAAGGCAUACUCUGAGGGACAACACAUAAGAACAUGAGAUUAUACUUCUUAAAUAUAGGCUAACUUUUAACCCCCCCCCCCCCCCCCCCCCCCCCCUCCCAACCCACAUAUUCUAUGUGAAAUACAUAAUCACAAUACGUUAACAAUCACAAUAUACUACACUUUUGGCAUAUGGGGAUGCUCAUCAUCAGAUACAGCUACAGCGUAACACAUUCACAGCGCGAUUAUUUUACAUUUGAGAUGAUAUAGAACGAUACAUAUACAGAGGCUAGAUUAGCCUAGUUCGUCCCCUGCAUGAAACAAAACUGGAGGAAUGAAGCAAAAUAUCUCACCGACUUGAUAGAGGCGGCCCUCAGGAGAAAAAAUCGUAAUGUGUCGGUCAAAUCCAGCAUUCGAACCACGGGACAUUGCUUUGCGUCAAAUGAUGCUCACCUAAAGUGAACUUUCGGCGAGUUACCUGUUACCUUUUCUGCAGUAGCCUAAUAGCCUUAUAGGACUAUAUUCACCGUUUUUUUUCAGUUGCAGUAAAACAAGAAGAUCACUCUACAAUAGAGAGAAGACGAUGAAAAUGGUGUUUGUUGAGCUUCCCGUGGAGUUUUACUUUCUCUUUCUUUUUUCAAUGAACCAUGAGAAGGCUGGCACAUAUGAGCUGUGAACAACAUUAGCGUGAGCAACAAUAGUGGAAUCGGUGGUUUGCCUUCAAAAUAAAGGUUCCAAAAUUGAAACUGAAUCAUGCCACAAUUGGACUAUAAUGCUAAACAAGGUUGGAAUGUUGCUAUACAAAUUCAACUAAAUAUAAUAAUGAGUUAAUUUUACACAAAAAAAGUAAACAUUCGGUUGAAAUUGCACUGUGGAUGUAUUAGACUUCAGAAUUGCCUUAUCUAUGGAUCUUGUGUCCAUGAAAUUGGGUAUCAGCCUACUCAAUGACACUCACAGAACAGCUAUGCCAGUCCAUAUGAUGCAAAACGCAGCAUCAUAUGAUGCAAAAUGCAUCAUACUGGCUGUAUUUCUGUAUUUUGAAAGUUAUAUAUCUUGAAAACUUGAUUGCUGAAAUGGAAAACUGUUUGGGACUAUAUCAACAAUAGACCAAUUAAACAAAUACCAAAAUAUAGUUUUUGGGUGGAGUUUCCUUUAAAUUCCUUCAAUAAGAGCAAUGAUGAUAAUGUUUGUAUACACUCUACAUAGUUGUAUUCUGUGAGUGUCACUGAGUAGGCUGAUACCUCAUUUCAUGGACCCAAGAUCCAUAGGUGAGUCUGUACAUUGCAAUGUAAGUAUGCCCCAAUGCAAUUCGGAAGUACAAUAAUUUACAUCCGCAUUGUGAUUUCAACAGAUUUAUAACGUUUUUUGUGUCAAAUUAACUAAUUCUUAUGUUUUGUUGAAUUUCUAUAUCAACAUUCCAACUUUGUUUAGCAUUAUCUAGUCCAGUUGUGGAAUAAUUCCAACAUUUGGAUCCGUUCGCAUCAGUUUCAAUGGGGAACUUUUAUUCUGAAGGUCAAUCGCCGAUUCCACUAUUGUUGCUCACGCUAAUGUUGUUAACAACACACUGGUAAGGUUGGCUAUAAUUUGAUCGCAAUAAGGAAGUUGUCUGUGGAAGGAUAUAGGCCUACUGGCAAAAUAAAUCUGUAUGUUAUACCACUUUUUUUAGAGGAAAAACUUUUUCACUCAGGCCCCUCUUCCAGCAUUGGGGAACACCCCCCCCCCCCCCCCUCCCCCCUCCGCGCGCGAGCGCGCCACGUAUAUUUCUAUGGGUACAAGCACUGUUCAUGACACAAACUGUUCACACUGCUCUUGUUGUUGGAGAGAACAUUUCGCAGGUUUAAAGCAAAUUGUCUUGAAAUUCUAUACAUUUUGCCAUGUCUAAUGUGUAUUCAUGUGAUAUUUGAGUGACUCAAACCAUACAACAAAAUCUAUGGGCUAAAAUACCUAGCUAAAAAACGUUAGCUGACAUGGGGUAGUUGAUCUGGACAUUUCUGACAAGUUAUAAAUAGCUCUCUAAGGUAUGCAAUGACUGACAUUACAAGAGGAAAACUGACUAUGCACUACUCAAUUUCGAAAUUGCUCCUUGUGCAUUCUACUUUUACAACUUUCAAGAGUAAGUUGAAAGCCGGACCGAGUAGCGCACCACCUAGGGGACACGCCCCACAGUUUGGGAACCACUGCCCUACAGUAUAUGAAAAUCUAUGCCUAUUCCCAUUUCGUAAAGAAGAGGUAUCUCUCUCUCUCUCUCUCUCUCUCUCUCUCUCUCUCUCUCUCUCUCACGCCCCCAAGUCAUCAGUAUUGCCUACCCUUUGUCCAACCAGCCUAGGCAUUGCUCCUCUGCCCAAAUGUCUACUGUAGGCUACAAUGGAGCUUCUCCUGCAGCCUUACUCAUUUGUGUUCUCCUCGGUGUAACUGUCAUAAAUUGUCACUUAACAUUUUCAUUCAACAUUGAACUCCCUCUGGACGGGAGCCACGGUGUUGAGAUGGUUGAGGUAAGUCAAUUUCCAUUACAUUGCAUUAUUCUCUAAGGUUUGUGAUGGAAUACAUGAGAAUAGUGUCAUUAUAAGGUUGCAAAAAUACAAUCUGUAGGCAUGUGAGUGAUACAUUGGUAAUUGCUUUAUAGUGUAGUUAGGAAACAAGUUAUGCCAGUUGAAGUCACCUGCUUGGAGCUCCUCUCAAACAGAGGGGAACAAUAGCUGUAGCGUUUGCCUCACAAGUGCAUGUCAUAGCAUUACAUUUGAAUGUCUACAUAUCAAUUUGUGCCUGAAGCAGAGGAUAUUUCAUUCACACUUCCUUUUCUCUCCUGAUACAGAUAGCUCUCAGUCAGCCAUUGGAGUCUCAAGGACCCUUUGAGGUCAUUGUACACAAGCUCUCUGAUGUCAUUGUCGAGGCAGAGUACGACAGCCAAUCGCAACAGCUCCUCGACAACUUCCAGGUAUGGUAAAAUGGCCCAUUUAAUGGAUUACAACAGCGGUAACAACAUUAUACUUUAUCAUACUAAAGUAUAUGUUUGUGUGUUUCAGGGUUAUGUGUCCGCCCAUCCCCAUACUGUUCUUCUGGACCCCAUUCCAGCAAUGAGCCAGCUACUGGAUCGCUUUGCCUCCUAUCGGAUUAUGAACCAGCACCAGAACUCCCUGAGAGAUACAGUACAGUAGCCUCACUGUCCCUCUUCUAGACAUCUGCCAAGCCAAGCUCUCUCUCUCCUCUGUCUUAUGCUCUUCCUGAUCCCUCCCCCCUGUAGACUGGCGAAUCAGCAGCCCUCCCUACCUGGAGAUCACCACCAGUGACCUGUCAGUCAUCCAGGAGGACGUGGAGAGCAAGGGCCUCAGCUUCCCUCUGAGUCAGUGAGGGACUGUCUACAACCAAACACAUAAACAUACAGCUAAUUAAUCUUAUUGUAUACAGAGCCUUCACACCAGGCAAUGGUGAUUCAGUUUUUGGCAAACUCCUUUUAUCUAAUUUAUAAGACAUUUACGGCCGAUUUCCCGGACACAGAUUUAGCCUAGUCUUGGAAUAAGAAGCAUGUUCAAUGGAGAUUGUCCAUUGAAAGUGCUUUUUAGUCUAGGACUAGGCUUAACCUGUGACUGGGAAUCUGUCCCAUAAGAUCGUGUGUUGUGUCUCCUCACACCUCACUAUUCCUCUUCCUCUUAGUCUGUAAAACCAGGGUGGCUCAUGGAUCCCGCUCCCAUGAGGUAAGAGACUGUUUGUCUUUCUAUUGCUCACAGUCUUUUUGCAUAUUUUCCCAUUUAUUUGUUACUAUUUUCUGCCUUUUUGUGUGGCUCAGUGUAUUGCUGCUUUGUUGACACUGUGAUCUCUCUCUCUAGGUAUGGUAAACACGGACCCCAUGGUCAGUGUGGACACACCCUCACCUCUUCUCCCUCUUCUUCUCCAUCUCUCUCUCUCUCUCUCUCUCUCUCUCUCUCUCUCUCUCUCUCUCUCUCUCUCUCUCUCUCUCUCUCUCUCUCUCUCUCUCUCUCUCUCUCUCUCUCUCUCUCUCUCUCAUUCUCAUGCAUGCUUAUACUGUUUUUAAUCAUCUGUUGCAAUAAAACUUCUUCCUAAUGUCUAUGGUGUGUUUUGUGACUCCAGAGAGGAAGACAAUCUUUUUCAACAGCCACAAGGUGUCCAAGCCAGAGUCCUGCUCCCACCUCACUGCAGUUAGUACGACCUCCACUCUGACAAUCAACUCUGUUCAAUUUGAUUAACUGGCACUGAUUCCUGUACAAACUAAUUCAAUCUGUUUUACCCUGUUCUACUUGACCCACUGUCUGCAAUAGGUAUUGUGCUAUCCACGGCCCGUAUUCAUAAUGCGUCUCAAAGUAGUAGUGCUGAGCUAGGAUACUGCUUGGUGACCUAAACUGGGAUAUGCUUACAGUUUUUCUCAAUUGCUAAAACACUAAACCCUAUUGUCUGAACCAAAUGCUCAGUUGCCUGAACCCACUGAUUGAAUCAAUCACUCUUUUGGCAAAACCAUAAGCACUUUUCACCUGUUUAGACAUAACUUGCAAACACAUUUUCAUUGUGAUGCACCCGUGCUGCAUAAUGGUGAGCACAGGUGACAAAAGUCAAACACAAUUAGAGCACAGGUGUCACCACUUGAACACAACAACUCAAAAUUGAUCACACUUGUGGCUAAUGAUGUGAGGGAACAUAUCCAGUAAGCCAGUUCAGAGAGCACUGGUUUGUGAGGCCCUACAAUGGAUAGAAAUCUGAGAGGAAGAGUUCGUGUGAGAGGAGGUCGAGGUGGUCGAGGUGGUCAGCGAAAACAAAGAACAGUAAUAUCUGAUGAAAUCAGAGCUACUGUGAUUGACCAUGUUCUUGUCCAUGGUAUGAGCAUGAGGGAGGCUGGACAAAGGGUACAACCAAACAUCAGUAGAUUCACUGUGUCCACCAUAAUCCGAAGAUUUAGAGAAGAGAACAGGUAAUUACCUUUUUUUGACAUUAUAGUACAGUAUGUAAAUGUUGACAGCAAUUACUGUAUGACAUACUAUAUACUGUACCACAGUAUACUGUAAGUAAAUAUAUGUUUCAGUACAUCACUGUACCAAUGUACUGUAGUAUUGUAAUGGAGGGUUGGUCUAACUGUUUGUAGGCCUAGUAUUCCAUGUAUAUUUUUUGUAACUCCAUGUUCUCUUUUUGUAGAAUUGAAAGACUGCCACAUGGGGGUGGGAGGACAGGUAUGUUCUCCCCACACCAAGAGACCCUAAUUGUUGAUAUGGUCCGUGAGAACAAUGCCAUUAAACUGAGCGAAAUUCAGCAGAAGAUCAUUGAGGACCAUUUAAAUUUUGAGGGUAUCAACAGUGUCAGCCUCUCUACUGUUGAUCGUGUCCUCAAGCGCAACAGACUGCGCAUGAAACAGCUAUACAGAGUGCCCUUUGAUCGCAACUCAGACAGAGUCAAAGAGCAAAGAUUCCAGUAUGUACAGGUUGGUAUAUAUCCAGACACAUUCAAUGUUGAUUACUCUAAGUAGUGAUUUACUGUAGUGGCCUAAAUCACUUUUUCCGUAUCACUUACAAAACUAUAUCUAUUUCUACAGAGGGUUUUUCAACUGGAUGCAAUGGAAAGACCCCAUCAAUACAUCUACAUGGAUGAAGCUGGGUUUAAUCUCACCAAAAGGAGAAGGAGAGGCCGUAAUGUGAUUGGCCAUCGGGCCAUUGUUGGUGUUCCUGGGCAGCGUGGUGGCAAUGUCACAUUAUGUGCUGCCAUCAGCAAUCAUGGGGUUGUCCACCAUCAUGCCAACCUGGGGCCCUACAACACUCACCAGCUCCUCAUUUUCCUCAAUCACAUGCGAGAUGCUUUGUUAGGGCAGCAGGAUGAGCAUCCCAUCUAUGUUGUUGUUUGGGACAAUGUGAGUUUUCACAGAGCCCUCCAGGUUAGAGAGUGGUACAAUAUGAACCAAGGUUUUAUCAAUCUUUGCCUUCCACCGUACUCCCCUUUCCUAAACCCCAUUGAGGAAUUCUUCUCCUCAUGGCGGUGGAUGGUAUAUGAACGCCAACCUUACACCAGGGUAAAUCUCCUGCAAGCCAUGGGACUUGCCUGUGGUGACAUAGGUGUGGAGGCAUGCCAAGCCUGCAUACGGCAUGCCAGGGGUUUUUUCCCCCGUUGCCUGGCCAGACAAAAUGUGGCCUGUGAUGUGGAUGAAGUCCUGUGGCCUGACCCAGUACGGAGACAUGAUGCUGCGGCUGAGUAAUGCACUUAUUUGUAUAUUUUUGUACUUUAUUUUUACAUGGGCUUACUGUACACAAGUGGCAAACGCAUAAGAUUUUUGUUUGUUUUUACAAGUGCUACAUGUAAAUGCACAAGAUUUCUGUUUUGUCUUUUUGUACAAGUGCUAAAUGCACAGGUUUUUUUUGUUUUGCAACAUGCAUUUAGCCUACAGUGAACAAUAAACAUUUAUGUCCUGAGCAUUGUGUUUUCUAUUUUUCUACGUAGUGUUUAGUGACUGUUCAGUAGUGUUUUUUAUUUUGAUUGACUCGGGGCACGAUUUGACAACAUAGUUCAGUUUUGAGCACAGAUUGAACUGUUUUGAGGUGAAAGUUUGGUUUUGCAAGAAGAGUCUGAGGUUUUGUGAAUGUAGCUUGAAAAUUGGGUUUUGUGUUCACAGUUAAGAGAAAAGGAGAGCAGCUUUCAAGAAAUGUGUCUUAGCAAUCGAGAAAAACUGUAACACCCCGGCCAACCUACAAUCUGAACUAGAUGCCCUCAAUCUCACACAAAUUAUCAACGAACCUACCAGGUACAACCCAAAAUCUGUAAACAUGGGCACCCUCAUAGAUAUCAUCCUGACAAAUGUACCCUCUAAAUACACCUCCGCUGUCUUCAACCAGGAUCUCAGCGAUCACUGCCUUAUUGCCUGCGUUGUAAUGGGUCUGCGGUCAAACGACCACCCCUCAUUACUGUCAAACGCUCCCUAAAACACUUUAGCGAGCAGGCCUUUCUAAUUGACCUGGCCCGGGUAUCCUGGAUGGAUAUUGACCUCAUUCCGUCAGUAGAGGAUGCCUGGUUGUUCUAUAAAAGUGCUUUCCUCUCAAUCUUAAAUAAGCAUGCCCCAUUCAAAAAAUUCAGAACUAAGAACAGAUAUAGCCCCUGGUUCUCCUCAGACUUGACUGCCCUUGACCAGCACAAAAACAUCCUGUGGCCUACUGCAUUAGCAUCGAACAGCCCCCGCGAUAUGCUACUUUUCAGGGAAGUCAGGAACCAAUAUACACAAUCAGUUAGGAAAGCAAAGGCUAGCUUUUUCAAACAGAAAUUUGCAUCCUGUAGCACUAACUCCAAAAAGUUUUGGGACACUGUAAAGUUCAUGGAGAAUAAGAGCACCUCCUCCCAACUGCCCACUGCACUGAGGCUAGGAAACACUGUCACCACCGAUAAAUCUACAAUAAUCGAGAAUUUCAACAAGCAUUUUGCUACGGCUGGCCAUGCUUUCCACCUGGCUACCACUACCCCGGCCACCAGCUCUGCACCCUCUGCUGCAACUUGCCCAUGCCUUGGUUUCUCAAAUGACUGCCUCGCCUGGUUCACCAACUACUUCUCAGAUAGAGUUCAAUGUGUCAAAUCGGAGGGCCUGUUGUCUGGACCUCUGGCAGUCUCUAUGGGGGUGACACAGGGUUCAAUUCUUGGACCGACUCUAUUCUCUGUGUAUAUCAAUGAUGUUGCUCUUGCUGCUGGUGACGCUCGGAUCCACCUCUAUGCGGACGACACCAUUUUGUAUACAUCUGGCCCUUCAUUGGAUACUGUGUUAACAAAACUCCAAACAAGCUUCAAUGCCAUACAACACUCCUUCCGUAGCCUCCAACUGAUCUUAAACACUAGUAAAACUAAAUGCAUGCUCUUCAACCGAACGCUGCUUGCACCCGCCCACCCGACUAGACUCACUACUCUCGGCGGGUCUGACCUAGAGUAUGUGGACAACUACAAAUACCUAGGUGUCUGGUUAGACUGUAAACUCUCCUUCCAGACUCACAUUAAGCAUCUCCAAUCAAAAGUUAGAUCUAGAAUCGGCUUCCUAUUUCGCAACAAAGCCUCCUUCACUCAUGCUGCCAAACAUGCCCUCGUAAAACUGACUAUCCCACCGAUCCUUGACUUCGGCGAUGUCAUUUACAAAAUAGCCUCCAACACUCUACUCAGCAAAUUGGAUGUAGUCUAUCACAGUGCCAUCCGUUUUGUCACCAAAGCCCCAUAUACACUGCUCAAAAAAAAAAGGGAACACUUAAACAACACAAUGUAACUCCAAGUCAAUCACACUUCUGUGAAAUCAAACUGUCCACUUAGGAAGCAACACUGAUUGACAAUAAAUGCAGGAGCAGGAGGAGCACUGCCAGAGCCCUGCAAAAUGACCUCCAGCAGACCACAAAUGUGCAUGUGUCUGCUCAAACGGUCAGAAAUAGACUCCAUGAGGGUGGUAUGAGGGCCCGACGUCCACAGGUGGGGGUUGUGCUAACAGCCCAACACUGUGCAGGACGUUUGGCAUUUGCCAGAGAACACCAAGAUUGGCAAAUUCGCCACUGGCACCCUGUGCUCUUCACAGAUGAAAGCAGAUUCACACUGAGCACAUGUGACAGACGUGACAGAGUCUGGAGACGCCGUGGAGAACGUUCUGCUGCCUGCAACAUCCUCCAGCAUGACCGGUUUGGCGGUGGGUCAGUCAUGGUGUGGGGUGGCAUUUCUUUGGGGGGCCGCACAGCCCUCCAUGUGCUCACCAGAGGUAGCCUGACUGCCAUUAGGUACCGAGAUGAGAUCCUCAGACCCCUUGUGAGACCAUAUGCUGGUGCGGUUGGCCCUGGGUUCCUCCUAAUGCAAGACAAUGCUAGACCUCAUGUGGCUGGAGUGUGUCAGCAGUUCCUGCAAGAGGAAGGAAUUGAUGCUAUGGACUGGCCCGCCCGUUCCCCAGACCUGAAUCCAAUUGAGCACAUCUGAGACAUCAUGUCUCGCUCCAUCCACCAACGCCACGUUGCACCACAGACUGUCCAGGAGUUGGCGGAUGCUUUAGUCCAGGUCUGGGAGGAGAUCCCUCAGGAUUUUUGACUUGUUUUAAGGACAUUACAUCAAAGUUGGAUCAGCCUGUAGUGUGGUUUUCCACUUUAAUUUUGAGGGUGACUCCAAAUCCAGACCUCCAUGGGUUGAUACAUUUGAUUUCCACUGAUAAUUUUUGUGUGAUUUUGUUGUCAACACAUUCAACUAUGUAAAGAAAAAAGUAUUUAAUAAGAUUAUUUCAUUCAUUCAGAUCUAGGAUGUGUUAUUUUAGUGUUCCCUUAAUUUUUUUGAGCAGUGUACUACCCACCAUUGUGACCUGUACGCUCUUGUUGGCUGGCCCUCACUACAUAUUCGUCGCCAAACCCACUGGCUCCAGGUCAUCUGUAAAUCACUGCUAGGCAAAUCCCCGUCUUAUCUUAGCUCACUGGUCACCAUAGCAACACCCACCCGUAGUCUGCGCUCCAGCAGGUAUGUCUCACUGGUCAUCCCCAAAGCCAACACCUCCUUUGGCCGCCAUUCCUUCCAGUUCUCUGCUGCCAAUGACUGGAACGAACUGCAAAAAUCUGUGAAGCUGGAGACUCUUAUCUCCCUCACUAACUUUAGGCGUCAGUUGUCAGAACAGCUUACACACUGCAUCUGUACACAGCCCAUCUGUAAUUAGCCCAUCCCCCAUAUUGUUAUUUAUUUUGUUAAUUUGCACCCCAGUAUCUCUGUUUGCAUAUCAUCUUUUGCACAUCUGUCAUUCCAGUGUUAAUCCAUAAUUUACUACAUUCGCACACACUGUAUAUAUAUUUUCUGUUGUAUUUUUGACUUUAUGUUUUGUUUACCCCAUAUGUAACUCUGUGUUGUUGUUUUUAUCGCACUGCUCUGCUUUAUCUUGGCCAGGUCGCAGUUGUAAAUGAGAACUUGUUCUCAACUGGCUUACCUGGUUAAAUAAAGGUAAAAUAAAAAAUAAAAAUCUCUUAUACAGAGUGACUUACAGCCAUGAAAGUCACUUUAUACUGCUGUAUUUGCUUCCAAGUUACACUUUCACUCUUGCUCACUCUUACUCAAUUUCAUGUUCUCUCUCUCUAUCUCUCAUCAACCCUAUCUUUGCGUCCCCCUCUUCCAGGAUAUGAGGGAGUGCCUCAGUUCUUCUCCUCCCUCCUCAGUCACAUUGAGUCAGUAUUGGACCACCGGGGACUGGAAGUCCCACAGGCAACAUGUCCUCUUGCUCCUUCAGCCCCCCAGGCUGAACUCUGA